CUGGUCAGUCAUGCAGGGUUCACCCCGAAGGCGUUCGGCAGUGAGUAUUUUUAGCAACUUUUUCCAGGGUCGGAGGCAUUCCUCCUCCGAUCCCCUUCUUCGCAUAAUCCAGAGGCGCCGGAGCUCCGUUGUAGAGGUACUCUCAUCAUCGACUCACCGGGUUAUGGUGGCGGUAUCGUCUCUGAGCCCUGAGGAGCUGGAUGCAACUUUUCCUGAAAAAAAAAGAAGUUCGAGGCGUCCGACAGCAAAAUACACUAAAGUCGGGGAGCGCCUUCGCCAUGUCAUUCCUGGUCACAUGCAGUGCUCAAUGGCAUGCGGUGGACGUGCUUGCAAGUAUGAAAACCCAGCUCGAUGGAGUGACCAGGAGCAAGCCAUUAAAGGGCUCUUCUCUUCUUGGAUAACAGAUAACAUACUGGCUAUGGCUCGACCCUCAACAGAAUUAAUUGAAAAGUACAACAUCAUUGAACAGUUUGAAAGAUGUGACAUAAAAACCAUAAUUAACCUUCAGCGUCCUGGGGAGCAUGCGAGCUGUGGGAAUCCACUGGAACAAGAAAGCGGCUUCACCUACCUUCCUGAAGCUUUUAUGGAGGCUGGAAUUUAUUUUUAUAAUUUUGGAUGGAAGGAUUAUGGAGUGGCAUCUCUCACUACUAUACUUGAUAUGGUAAAAGUCAUGGCUUUCGCCUUACAGGAAGGGAGGGUAGCUGUUCAUUGUCAUGCAGGACUUGGUCGGACAGGUGUUCUAAUAGCUUGCUACUUAGUUUUUGCAACAAGAAUGAGUGCUGAUCAAGCAAUUCUUUUUGUCAGAGCAAAAAGGCCUAAUUCUAUUCAGACUAGAGGGCAGUUACUAUGCAUCAGAGAAUUCACUCAGUUUUUGGUUCCUCUGAGAAAUGUAUUUGCAUGCUGUGAGCCCAAGGCACACACAGUGACACUGUCCCAGUACCUGACCCGUCAGAGACAUCUGCUCCAUGGUUAUGAGAGUAGACAUCUCAAACACGUGCCAAAACUUAUUCAUCUAGUGUGCAAAUUGUUGCUAGAUUUGGCUGAAAACAGACAAGUGAUAGAGGCAGAAUUGUUAGAUAUACCAGAUCUCUCAGCUGAAAUUGAAGAGACUGUCUCUCAGUUGGUGUCCACACAGCUAGACAGAGAACUCGCAAGGCAGGACAGUGAUACGUCAGACUCCUCCCACACCCACUCGUCCACUUUCGAGACCCAGGAUUCUCUUUUCUCCCUGGGACAUGAAUGUGAUCCUCUUUGGAAAAGAAGGAAUGUUGAAUGCCUUCAGCCUCUUACUCAUCUGAAAAGGCGUCUAAGCUAUAGUGAGCCAUAUUUAAAGAGAACUGAGUUUCUUUUAGAUCAGGGAGAGACUGCAUGGACAGUACCUGCUCAGAUAUUACUGUGCAACAAACUUAAGCAGAACAGUGGUGAGGAAUCUUCUGCCACAGGCGAACAAAAGCCACAGUUGGAUUUAAACAAAGCAGCGUUAGUGUGUAAUACAUCUAUGUUCUGGAGUCAAGGUAAAUUUAAUUUGGAUGGACAAAAAGAUGGAUCCUCACUUUAUCACAGAAGGAACUCUACCACAGAAGUAAAACGCAGCAGAACAUUUUCUUCAGGUCUAGCAUCUAUCCCAAAUACCAGGGAACCUGGAAUGUCAAGGCAUAAUUUUGCCAAUGAGAUUGGUCAUAGAAAAGACUGCAAGACUAAGAUGUAUAGCAGAAGAGUCUAUGUCUCUGAGGACUCUGAUUCUUCUUCUUCUAAAAUGAACUUUUCCAUCGGAUAUGAAAGCCAAGGUAGCAAAGAUGUGCCAGAGGCAAUUCCACACAUUGUUCUGCAGUCAGAAUUAAGUUUGGAAGCCUGAAGAGUUUUGGCAGCAAAAGCACUUGCAGAUAUAAAUCUAUUUCUGGGAGAGGAUGAAGUGAAGCAGAAGGUAGAAAUGUGGCAG
Messenger RNA from Aptenodytes forsteri (emperor penguin), 1939 nucleotides. It is a transcript of the gene PTPDC1, whose product is annotated as protein tyrosine phosphatase domain containing 1. Gene Ontology annotation, molecular function: protein tyrosine/serine/threonine phosphatase activity. Bases 11 to 1855 code for a protein of 614 amino acids. The record is from RefSeq and is a predicted model, not a curated record. Lineage: Eukaryota; Metazoa; Chordata; Aves; Sphenisciformes; Spheniscidae. Gene Ontology annotation, biological process: protein dephosphorylation; cilium assembly. The transcript is spliced from 6 exons.